AUGGCGGCGGCGGCGGCGCCCCCGGCCGAGCCGGGGGGGGGCCCCGCGGAGGACCUGCCGCCGGCCGAGGCCCGGGAGCUCCCCCGGGAAGAUGGCGCCCCCACGACCCCCGCCCGGCGGGCUCGGGGCAGCGAGGGCACGGAGGGGCUGGGGGGCCUGUCGCCCGGCGAGCUGACGGCCAUCCAGUGCAAGAACGUCCCCGAUUACCUCAAUGACAGGACGGUGCUGGAGAAGCACUUCGGCCAGUUCGUAAAAGUUCGACGGAUCAUGACCAGGCGCAAUAAAAAGAUGGCCGUUCUCCACUUUUUUGAUCAUGCCUCUGCAGCUCUUGCCAGAAAAAAAGCGAAAGAGUUGCACAAAGACAUAGUAACCUUUUGGCAAAAGAAGAAAACAAGUCCAGCAAAAAGAGAAUUUUCAUCCAAGGAGAAGAAAGCAGGUGAAGAUGAAGGAAGGCAAAGCAGUGAAGAGCAAAGCUAUCAGCAUUCUCCUCUUCGAAAACCUUUAAUAAGAUCCUCUGCCAGCAGCGUCAUGCCUGGUAAAAGUUCUCCGGCCAAGAAGCCUGGUCUCCGAAAGGCACUGCAGUUUGAAACAGAUCUGUUUGAUUCUAGUUCUGAAGGGCAGAGCUCAGAGGCCUUGGGAGCUUCAUUGUCAUCUCUUGGUAGUCUGGUAGGAUUAGUAGCCGAGACAUCUGAAGAAAGAUACCGUCUUUUGGACCAAAGGGACAAAAUCAUGCGACAAGCUCGAAUAAAAAGGACUGAUCUUGGCAAAGCAAAAACCGUUGUUGGCACUUGCCCAGACAUGUGUCCUGAAAAGGAGCGCUACAUGAGGGAGACAAGAAACCAGCUCAGUAUCUUUGAAUUGCUUCUAGGAUCUGACAAGGUAGAUCAUGCAGCAGCAAUCAAGGAAUAUAGCAGGUCUUCAGCAGAUCAGGAGGAACCUUUGCCCCAUGAAUUGAGACCGUCUGAGGUGUUGAGCAUGACCAUGGACUAUUUGGUCACAAACAUUAUGGAUCAAGGAGAAGGAAACUACCGAGAAUGGUAUGACUUUGUCUGGAACAGAACUCGUGGAAUAAGAAAGGAUAUAACCCAGCAACAUCUCUGCAACCCGCUGAUGGUGUCUCUGAUUGAGAAGUGCACUCGCUUUCACAUCCAUUGUGCUCACCACUUGUGUGAAGAGCCUAUGUCCUCCUUUGAUGCCAAAAUCAACAAUGAGAACAUGACUAAAUGCCUUCAGAGCUUGAAGGAGAUGUAUCAGGACCUGGCUAACAAGGGGAUUUACUGCAAGAGUGAAGCAGAGUUCAGAGGUUAUAAUGUCUUGCUGAAUCUCAACAAGGGUGAUAUUCUCAGAGAAGUACAGCAGUUCCAUCCAGAGGUUAGAAACUCUCCUGAAGUUAGAUUUGCAGUUCAAGCUUUUGCUGCAUUAAACAGCAACAACUUUGUGAGGUUUUUCAAGUUGGUGCAAGCAGCUUCCUAUCUGAAUGCCUGUCUCCUACAUUGUUAUUUCAACCAGAUUCGUAAAGAUGCUCUCAAAUCUCUCAAUAUUGCCUACACUGUGAGCACCCAAAGAUGUACAGUGUUUCCCUUGGAUCACCUGGUCCGCAUGCUACUGUUCAAAGAUUGUGAGGAAGCGACUGAUUUUAUAAGUUAUUAUGGCCUGAGCGUAUCUGAUGGUGCUUAUGUGGAGCUGAAUCGCUCAGCUUUCUUGGAGCCAGACGGAUUACCCAAACCACGUAAAUCAAUGUUUGUCAGCCAGAAGCUAACUGUCUCAGUUGGGGAAGUUGUAAACGGUGGGCCGUUGCCCUCGGUGCCUCACCACGUGCCUGCGUCCAGCUUCAACGGACAGAACAAGUAUACUGGUGGAAGCACUUCUGUGGAUCAAGCUAGUAGUGGCCAAAAAUCCAGUGUGGAAGCAACAGAAGGAAGAGUGGAAAGCAAAGGUGUGGAUUUAGAUGCCGCAGCAGUAAGAGUCCAGCCCCCAGCUCAUCUUCUGCCCUCACUGUUGCCUCGUCAGCUUGUGCCAGUGGUGCCUCCUGUGCAGGCAAUCUCCCAACCUGCUGGACAACCUGAGCCUCUCUCUUCAAAGCCUCAGCCUGUCUACACAGACACACACAUCGCCGAAGUGGUGGACGGGCUUGUGCACGACGUCCUCAAAGGAGAGUGCAGAGAAGUUGGCAGAGCAGGAGUGGCUUACGUGACUGCUGCCAUCUGCACCUCGGAGGCCACUGUGGAGGAACUCAUGACUGAAGUGAUGGGCGAGAUCCUCAGACAAGUGGCUGGAAGCGUACUUAGCACGGAAAGGGAGCGUGUCAAAGAGGAAAGGCGCAGAGUGGAGGAAGAGAGGCAAAAGCAGGAAAAAGAACAGUUAAUAAAGCAGUUGAGCCAGUUGGUGGGUAUGGAGUUAAUGGAAGAAGUAAUAAAGGAGAGUGUUCAAGAAGCUUCAGCCAAUGAGUUAAAAUGUGCCUUAGAAAGAGACUGGCAAGCCCGUAUUGCCCGGUGUUCAGAAGAAGUCUGUGGUCACAUCAUGGACCUCUUUCUGGAGGAUGAGAUUUUCCAGAUUGCUAAGGAAACCCUUCAGGAGCUCCAGUGUUUCUGCAAGUACUUGCAACGGUGGAGGGAGGCAGUGGCAGCUCGAACAAAGUUGAAACGUCAAAUGAGGGCAUUUCCAGCUGCUCCCUGUUGCACAGAUCCAAAAAAUAAAUUGAAAGCACUGUCCCCUAGUGCUGAGUGGCCUAUAGCCAUGGAGAACUUGUGCAAGAGAAUUGUAAACCUGGGGAAUGGAGGAAAGCUGGGGAUCUCUUGCACAAGAUUGAAUUGGCUGAGAAACAAGACAGCGCAUGAAAUUAAAGUUCAGCACUUCUACCAGCAAUUGUUAAGUGAUUUAGCUUGGACUCCCCUGGAUCUUGUGUCAUUAAUCACUGAGCGUAUUCCAGUUCAACAAGAACAGGUUUUUUGGAAGGUGCUGUUGGUUUUGCCAAAUGAUGAUGAAUAUGUGGAGGAUGAUCCCAACAGGGUACUGGUGGAUUGGUUGAAAGCCAAAUUUAUGGGAGACAAAAGCUGGAAGAAAAAUGCUUCACAUACAGAAGGUAGAAUUCAAACACUGACGUUAUUUAAUUCUCCUGGCAUGCAAGGGAGCAGAAGCGUUACAGUCAGUGUGUGUAUAAAGGUGGCACAUGGCACGCUGUCUGACUUGGAGCUUGAUACAGCUGAGAUGCAAAAAGACUUGCUUGGAACCAGUGGUCUCAUUCUUCUCCUGCCCCCUCGAGUUAGGAGUGAAGAUGUUGCAGAAGAUGAUGUUUAUUGGCUUUCAGCUUUGCUGCAAUUGAAACAGUUGCUUCAGGCCAAACCUUUCCACCCGAUAGUUCCCUUGGUGGUUCUAGUUCCUUCUGGUCAGGAAGAGGAGGCCACAGAGAAAGAAGUAGAAGAAGGUUUGAUGCUGCAGGACUUGAUUUCAGCCCAGCUUAUUUCAGACUAUGCCAUUGUUGAGCUCCCAGGUUCUAUCAAUGACUUACAAGGCACCAGAAGGAUCUCUGCGGCUGUGGGCUGGCUGGUUUCCCAAUGCCCUGACUCCCUUAAGCUCUGCAGUCAGACCCUUCGGGAGUAUGUUGAGGAUGGGAUUGAUGGUGAAUUUGGCAAGCGCUUCUACCAUGACUGGAAGGAGAGACGUCUAGCUGGCCUGCCAUCUCAGGAGCCUGGCGUCAUCAUAGAGCUGUACAACAGCGUGCUGCAGUUUCUUUCGGAUGUGGCAUCCUCGGAGCACCUUUGUGACUUGUCUUGGCCUGUUACUGAAUUUUCAGAGCCUGGGGGUAACAAGCUGUUGCCCCACCUGCAGUGGAACAUGCCUGAUCACCUGGCCUGGCUGAAGAAGGCUGUGCUGUCCUUCCAGAUCCCGUACCUAGAUCUGCCUCCAUUAGGUGCUCCUUGGCGUCCUGUUUGCCGCAUGAUUUUUCAGUAUGUGUCUCAGAUUGCUAGUUCUUCCCAUACUCAACCACUGAUCCAGUCUCAAGUGGAGAAUCUGCUGAGCAAAACUUACCAGAAGUGGAAAAACAAAACAUCUGGGAACGCUGAUGAAGGUGGACCUUCUGUUGAUGAGAUCCCUUGGGAUGAUAUCUUGGCAGUCUGCAUUGAUCAUAAACUGAGAGACUGGAAGCCACCCAGACUGCCUGUUGCUCCAGAAGCAGUAAGUGAAGAUGGUCAGAUUCGUGUGUACUUCUUCAAGGAGCAUUUAAAGAACUUCACUCUCCCUUUUUCCUGGGAACGAGCUAGACUGCGCACGCAGGAGGAGGUCCGGCAAGGCCACGAGAGGUCAAGGGUAAAAUCUCCGAACUCUUUUAAGAAAACGUAUAGUGUCUCCGUGAUGCCUGGUCAAUAUGAUUCUGGCAUGAGCAUGCUGUCAGGUCAAGAAAAGAGCAUUCCCAGUGCAGAUGAAUUCACAAACACAUCCUCAGCCCAGGAGCUUCUCCCAGAGCGUCUGUUGGCACAGUUGCAACUGGAGAAAAUAGAAAGCAGGAGGUUUGAAGAACAGUUGCACCAAUGUCUAGCUGAGGACACUGAGCCCCUUGGUGAUUUUGUAGGUCUUCCUCUCUACCUUCCCCAGUCUCUGGUCUCCACCCCAACUGUCACCUGUCCGUUGAUGAAGAGUCCUGCGUCAUCUGCUCAAGAGGCUGGGAGUCAAGAGGGAUGCAAGCGUUUGGUGGAGGAGCCAAGCCCCACACUGUCGGACAGACUGAAACACUUGAAACAGCUCCUCAGAGCGAACAAGGAGGGUGAAGUUGCCUCUGAGCUCCACCUAUCUGCUCUGGUGGACAUGGUGGAUAUUUGA
Messenger RNA from Nipponia nippon (crested ibis), 4818 nucleotides. The record is from RefSeq and is a predicted model, not a curated record. NCBI's taxonomy places the organism in Eukaryota, Metazoa, Chordata, Aves, Pelecaniformes, Threskiornithidae.